UUUACAAUUCUUUAUUGAAAGGGCUACUGGGCAAACCGGGUAUAGUCGGUUGCAGUGUCCCCAAUCCCCAAACAUCCACCGACUUAACAAGAUGUAAAACGUUCAAAACUGAACCAGACAGAACAAAAACACUGUUGAACAAAAUCUCCAAUGAUGGAGUUAUCGUCAGUUCUUGGUACUAGGUUUCACCACAAGAUUCUCCCCCAUCCAUUACCCUCCUCUUGUCCCACAAUUCCUUCCCUGUCCCCUCCCAUCCCAAGAGCCAGCGUCCCUAUACUCACCUCGGCAACACCCACAACAGCAACUCCCGUUGAAGAACCCAAUCACACUCGGCCUCACUCCAAGUCUUACUUACAAAGAAAAUCCGCUCUUCUUCAAGUCGAACAAUCUUCUGAUUUGAACUCUGCCCUUCAACGUUUCGGUGAGAUUUUAAAGCCGCAAGACUUAAAUGUAAUUAUAAGGCAUUUGGGGAAGUCAGGCAAAUGGCAUAAUCUUUCUCAGCUAUUUGAUUGGAUGCAACAGCAUGGGAAGACCAAUGGUUCAUCUUAUAGCACUUAUAUAAAAGUUAUGGGGAAAAAACUCAGCCCUGCUAAAGCCUUGGAAAUUUACAAUAGUAUUCCGGAUGAACCAACCAGAGUAAACGUUUUUAUAUGUAAUUCUCUUCUUAGUUGUUUGGUUAGAAAUGGAAAAUUCGAAAGCAGCAUCAAAUUGUUUGAUAAGAUGAAGCAGGAUGGUCUAACCCCAGAUUCUGUUACAUAUAAUACGUUGCUAGCAGGUUGCAUUAAAAUCAAACACGGGCAUUUCAAGGCAUUAGAGUUGAUUAAAGAGUUGAAAUAUAAUGGUUUGCAAAUGGACGGUGUGAUGUAUGGAACUCUUUUGGCUGUUUGUGCUUCGAAUGGUCUUCGUGAAGAAGCUCAAAACUACUUUAACCAGAUGAGGGAGGAAGGCUAUUCGCCUAAUUUAUAUCAUUACAGCGCUUUAGUUAAUGCUUAUUCUUAUGAUGGAAAUUAUUGUAAGGCUGAUGAGUUGAUGGAGGAAAUGAAAUCUUCAGGGUUAGUACCAAAUAAGGUUAUGCUGACAACUUUGUUAAAGGUAUAUGUUAGAGGAGGCUUUUUUGAAAAAUCAAGAAAAUUAUUAGCCGAAUUGGAAGCUUUGGGUUAUGCUGAAGAUGAGAUGCCUUACUGUUUAUUGAUGGAUGGUCUUUCAAAAGCUGGGCAUCUAGAUGAAACAAGAUCAGUUUUUGCUGAAAUGCAGGAAAAAUCUGUCAAAUCCGAUGGAUAUUCUCAUAGCAUCAUGAUCUCAGCUCUGUGCAGAAGUGGACUUUUUGAAGAGGCAAAGCAGUUGGCCCAAGAUUUUGAAGCCAAGUAUAACAAAUAUGACCUGGUUAUGUUAAAUACAAUGCUUUGUGCCUACUGCAGAGCAGGUGAGAUGGAGAGUGUAAUGAAAACAAUGAAGAAAAUGGAUGAACUUGCAAUCAGUCCAGAUUACCGCACCUUUCAUAUCCUAAUAAAAUAUUUCUGUAAGGAGAAAUUAUAUCUUCUUGCUUAUAGGACCAUGGUGGACAUGCAUGAUAAAGGCUAUCAUCCAGAGGAGGGACUUUGCUCCUCCUUAAUUUUUCAACUUGGUAAAAUGAAAGCCCAUUCUGAAGCAUUUUCUGUUUACAACAUGUUGAGAUAUAGCAAAAGAACAAUGUGCAAAGCCAUUCAUGAGAAAAUUCUGCAUAUUCUAAUAGCUGGACAACUGCUUAAAGAUGCAUAUGUAGUUGUUAAGGAUAAUGCAGCACUCAUCUCUCAACCUGCUAUAAAAAAGUUUGCAACUGCAUUCAUGAAGUGGGGUAAUAUCAACUUCAUAAACGAUGUCCUGAAGGUUAUUCAUGGUUCUGGCUACAAGAUUGAUCAGGGACUGUUUCUGAUGGCCGUAUCCCGUUAUCUUGCGCAGCCCGAAAAGAAGGAAUUGCUUCUGCAGUUGCUGCAGUGGAUGCCAGGUCAAGGUUAUGUUGUUGAUUCAUCGACCAGAAACCUGAUUCUUAAGAACUCUGAGUUAUUUGGUCGCCAGCUCACUGCAGAGAUAUUGGCCAAGCAGCAUAUAAUGUCAAAAGUGUCACGGUCUACAUAGAUGUUACAUCAUGGAUGGGUAAGCAUUCACAAAACAGUGUAAAUUGAAUAGAACAGUUCAAAUCAAAUUAUCUAUUUGUAGGUAAUGAUGCAACUAUUUGGUUCCGAUUUUAAGAAAAUCCAAUUCCUUUAAGUUUCUUGUACUCUUAGUUUUUCCUUUUUCUUAUACACUUUUAAAUUUAAUUCGCUAAGUUGACAGAGCAGGCGUUUGGAAGAUGACUUGCU
Molecule: messenger RNA, 2339 nt
Organism: Durio zibethinus
Lineage: Eukaryota; Viridiplantae; Streptophyta; Magnoliopsida; Malvales; Malvaceae
Product: Pentatricopeptide repeat (PPR) superfamily protein
Molecular function (GO): protein binding
Source: RefSeq, a predicted model, not a curated record